Molecule: messenger RNA, 3737 nt
Organism: Neocloeon triangulifer
Lineage: Eukaryota; Metazoa; Arthropoda; Insecta; Ephemeroptera; Baetidae
Gene: mew
Product: integrin alpha-PS1
Exons: 19
Coding region: 48-3326 (1092 amino acids)
Biological process (GO): cell-matrix adhesion; integrin-mediated signaling pathway; cell-cell adhesion
Cellular component (GO): external side of plasma membrane; integrin complex
Molecular function (GO): integrin binding
Source: RefSeq, a predicted model, not a curated record
GCGGUGUCAGUCACCAGCGCGAGUCCGCCUAGGAGAGACAUGGUACCAUGAGGAUGUCAAGGGUCAACAUGGUGUGGCGCGUCGUUAUGUGCACGGUGGUUUUGCUGGCGGGGCAGGUGCGGGCCUUCAACCUGGAGACGCGGCUGCCGCUCGUCAAGAACGGCGCCGACGGUGUCUACUUUGGAUUCUCAGUCGCCGAACACCAGAUCGUCGACUCGGUCACCAACAAUUCCUUGGUCACCGACAGCUGGAUGCUGGUUGGAGCGCCUCUCGAUCAGAAUCUGCAGCCCAACACGAACCGAUCGGGCGCCCUGUGGAAGUGUCCGAUGACGACCCUGACCGACGACUGCGUCCAGGUCAUCACCGACGGCCUCAGAAAUCAGAACGGAGUUUACUUUAAACUAAAACAUAAACAUAUAGACUCGCAAAGACUGCAGUCGCCGGGCAACGAUGAAAUCAAAGACGGACAGUGGAUGGGAGUCACCGUUCGCAGCCAAGGACGUGGAGGAAAAGUGUUGGUUUGCGCCCACAGGUACAUCCACAAAGGACUCGAUUUCCAGUGGGGACGCGGACUUUGCUAUACCCUCACGCAGUACCUGGACUUUGACAAAUCGCACGACCCAUGCAAGGGACGAUCAACAAAGAGAGCUCACGAAGACUACGGCUUCUGCCAGGCAGGGACCAGCGGCGUGCUGACAGAGUCGGAGGAACUUUUGGCCAUCGGCACGCCCGGCCCAUUCACAUGGCGCGGCGCGAUUUUCGUCUCGUCGGUCAGCGACGACUUCCUCAAUCGGCCAAAGACGACUUUCCACACGCCCGUCACAGAGACCGACUCCCCGGUCGACAAAUACGCGUACUUGGGUAUGUCAGUGGCCGCGGGCAACUUUUACAGCAAGAAAAUCGGCUUCGCCGCGGGCGCCCCUCGUGACAACGGCACUGGUCGCGUCGUCAUCGUGCCCGAAGUGCGCGACGGUGUCAACCCAAUGCAGAUACACGCUCAACUCUCAGGGGAGCAAUUUGCAUCAAGCUUUGGGUACGAGCUCGCCGCCGCCGAUAUAAACGGAGACAAGCGGUCCGACUUGCUGGUGGGUGCCCCAUUUUACUAUGGACGAGACUCUGGCGGCGCCGUCUACGUCUACAUGAACACCAACGAGUACUGUCUGCACUGCAACAAACCGCAGAAGUUGGUUGGAAAGCCUGAAUCAAGGUUUGGUUUUUCGAUCGCGCGCCUGGGCGACCUAAACAAGGACGGAUUCGAGGAUGUGGCAAUCGGAGCGCCGUACGAAGGCAAGGGAGCCGUCUACAUCUACCUAGGCUCCGAUAAGGGACUUAUCACAGAGCCAGCACAGGUCAUCAGAUCUGAGGCUCUACCAAGAUCGCAACCUCCCACCUUUGGUUACUCCCUGAGUGGUGGAACUGACAUGGACCUGAAUGGCUACCCUGACUUGCUCAUCGGCGCCUACGACUCGGACACGACUGUUCUUUUGAUGGCGCGUCCAAUUAUUGGAAUUUUGACCUACGUCCGUCCAGAACAAAACCUGAAGAACAUUGACCCACUGAAGAAGGGCUGCUCAAAAUACCCUAAUAGAGAUUAUACCUGUUUUGUUUUUGAAGCAUGUUUUGAUAUCGAAAGUGCUGGACGUUCUUACGGUGGAAAACACGAUCUGACUUUGAAAUACAGACUGGAGGCGGAAACUUUCUCAGGAAGAAAAUUCUCCAGAGUUUGGUUUGGCACUGACGAGGAUGACAACAACAGACCCUCUUUCGUUGAAAAGAACAUGAAGUGGAUGCCCCAAAAGGGUCUCACUUGCUCCGAGGAAGUUGUUUCUGUGAAGGAAAAUACGAGGGAUAUCCAGUCGCCGAUCAUCUUCAAACUUUCCUACUCGUUGAUCCAAGAGGAACCCCAACCUAUCAUUACCGGAGAAGCUCUGCCUUUGGUUGACAGGUAUCCUAUCUUGAAUCAGCAGGAGGCCGUCAAAGUUUUCCAGGCGACAUUCCAAAAGGACUGCGGUGAUAAUGAAGUGUGCGAAAGCAAUUUGGAGGUACAAGCUGAGCUGCAGUUGAAGCAAGUUGGAAGGCAGCAAUGGGAGCUCUUACUUGGUGAGCUUGAAGAGGUUGUAGUUAACGUCACCAUUUACAACCAUGGAGAGUCCGCCUACGAGUCUCAACUUUUCCUUUCCCACCCUGCAGGUCUGAGUUACAUUGGCACUGGAAUCGAGGAAAAGAACCAGUUUGCCUGCAAGCCAUUCAACACCACCAUGGUUUCCUGCAGCAUGGGAAACCCUUUCAAAAAGGGCACUAAGCACCUCAGACUCCGGUUUGACCCAAAGGACCUGAGUGACCGUGACCUCCAGCUGCUCUUCGUGGUCAGUGCCAAUUCAACCUCAGAAGACAUUGGGCAGCAGGGCCCAUUGAUCAUGCAGGCCAAUGUGGUCAAAAAGGCAGAACUUUCCAUCAAAGGCCUUGCAAGGCCAGAGCAAGUGUUUUACGGAGGCACCGUCAAGGGUGAGUCGGCCAUCAGGUACAGGGAUGAGGUUGGAACCAGGGUCCUCCACACAUAUCAGGUGUUUAACAGUGGCCCUUGGAAGGUCAACCAACUUGAGGUGCACAUCGACUGGCCAUACCAGGUGGCCAACAACAAGCCUCAGGGCAAGUGGCUCCUCUAUAUGGACGAGAAGCCCACAGUUGAAUCAAUUGGAGGGGGCGAGUGCAGAAUGAGUUAUGGUCAAGUCAAUCCGCUAAACUUGACUUCCCGUCCAGGAAUGGAAGAUCCGAUGGACAGUCUGAUCCUGGAUUCUCCCCCAGAGAGAAUUUUGUUUGACUCAACCAGAAGAAAAAGAGAUACCGAAAUGGUCCUCAGGCCUGAGGCAAUAACCGACAAGGAGGGCCGAAGACGAAGUGUGAUCUCAUCAAACUGUGUUGCUGGCACUGCUAAGUGCUUCACCUUUGUGUGCAUUAUCAGAAAUUUGCACAAAAACACUGAAGCUACAAUAAGAAUAAGAGCAAGGCUGUGGAACUCAACGUUAGUUGAAGACUACCCUCGAGUGGAUUGGGUCAAGAUUGGCUCAAGAGCUCGAAUCCACCUCCAGGGAAUCCAUCAGAGCAAUGACGAUGAUGAAUUCCAGGUGGAGACAAUAGCUUACCCCGAGCUGCUGGAGCAAACCGCCGGCGAAGGGGUGCCUUUGUGGAUGAUCAUCGUGGCGAUCGCCGCCGGUCUGCUGCUGCUGAUCCUGUUGACCAUUUGUCUGUGGAAGUGCGGCUUCUUCAAGAGACGCCGGCCUGACCCCACGCUGUCCGGCAACUUGGAAAAGCAACGCCACGACUGAUAAAAAAAAAGAGAAAAAACUAAACGUUCGAAAGAAGUGCCUAUCAGACAAAACUGCCAUUUUUAGUUCUAAUUUUCAGUUUCAGUGCAAUCGAGUAUUAUUUAAAUUAAUCCUACGUGGAGUGAAUGUGUUGAAUUUGUGGAGGAAAAUAACAGGCCUGUGACUAUUCACAACGUGAUAUAAAAACAAAACCAAAACUGAAAUCGUGUUGAGUGAAAGUGGAGAGUGGAGAGCCGAUUUUAAAUUAUUUGAAUGUGUUCCCAACUUCUUUUGUGAAGUUGGCGAGAAAGGUUUAUGAAAUAUCUUGUGUAAAUAUUUUAUUCAAAGUAUAGUUUAGUAAGUUAAGUGUAAAUGUGCUGCUAGUGUCUCUGAGUAUAUAUGUAAUGUUUUAAUAAAUGUUUCGUAUAUUGA